UCUCUUUUCCCUCUCUCUGCAGAUAAGACGGAACCGGGCCAACACAAUGCUAUCCCCGUCACUCCUCCUCCUCUUCCUCCUGCUACUCCUACUCGGCUCAGGCCGGGCGGUGAGCGACAACGGGUUCCCAGGCUUGAGGCGCCCCGACCUGCCCUUCUUUGACUUCGAGGAGUCCAAGAAUGUGACGGCGCUGCUGGGCAAGACGGCGAUACUCAACUGCCGCGUCAAGAACAUCGGGAACAAGACGGUGUCAUGGGUCCGCCACAGAGACAUCCACCUCCUGACGGUCGGCCGCUUCACCUACACUUCCGAUGCCCGCUUCUCCGCGCGCCACACCCAGGGCUCCGAGGACUGGCUGCUCAUGAUCUAUUACCUGCAGGAGCGCGACGCCGGAAUGUACGAGUGCCAGAUAUCCACCACGCCGCCCAUGAGCCACUUCGUCCACCUCUCCGUCGUUGAGCCGGAGACGGUGAUUCUCGGAGGCCCUGACGUCUAUAUCAACACAGGUAGCCGCCUCGCUCUUACCUGCAGUGUCAAGUUUAGCCCCGAGCCUCCCGCCUUCAUCUUUUGGUACCACGAAGACAAGCUUGUGAGUUACGACCGGCGGCCCAACGGCGUGGUGGUGACGACGGAGCGCGGGCCUGUUACCACCUCCCACCUUCUCGUGCAGCUGGUGGAGCCCCGACACUCCGGCCGCUACACCUGCUCGCCCGCCAACUCCAAGCCCCAGAGCGUUACCGUGCACGUGAUCGCAGGUGACCAGCCAGCCGCCAUCUUGCACGAGAAUGGGGGCCCAGAGGCAUCGGGGGGCAGCCUGGCCUCCCUCCCCCCCACCCUCCUCCUCCUCCUCUUCAUCCUCCAAGCAAAUCUUACUCGGUCUUAAGCCCUUCUCUUCUUCGGCCUCCUCCUCUUCGCUCCUCUCUUUAAUCCUCUCCUUCUCUUCCUUCUUCUUCCACUGCUUCUCCUUUUCCUCUUCCUCCUCCUUUUCGCUCCUCUCUUUAAUCCUCUCCUUCUCUUCCUUCUUCUUCAACUGCUUCUCCUUUUCCUCUUCCUCCUCUUCUUCAUCAUCCUCUUACUUUUUCAUCCUUUCAUCUUUCUUCUAUCUUUCUUUAUCCUUGUUUUGACUUUCUCCUUCUCCUUUUCCUCCUCCUCCUCUUCUUCUUCCUAUUCUCCACCAUAUUCAGGAUUUUCUCUCCCUCUUUAUUAUCGCUUUUCUCCUCCUUCUCCUCCUCUUAUGCUCCCUGAUCCUCCUUCUCCUACUCAACCUCCUCCUGAUCUCCUCCUCCUCCUCCUCCUUCAUGUCAUCAACCUCCUCUUCCUCCUGAUCCUCCUCCUCCUCCUCCUCCUCCUCCUCGUAUCCAUUUUUCCCACGCUUGCUUCCAUUCCUCAAUCUUCUUCUCCCUCCUCCUCCAUCUUACCUCCCUUUCCUUCCCUUUUCCUCCCUCCCUCCCCCCCAAACGCACGAGAGCCCCCCCCCUCCCCCCUUCUCACCUGCCCGCGCACACAGUCACAGGUGUACAUGGAGGUGCUGAAGCGUACACAUGAAAAUACGUACAUAACUAUAAUAAUCGCACACAAGACUUUACUAUUAAUGUCUUCAGUGUGCGUGCGUGUCGGUGUUCUUAUAAACGUACAUACAUGGACGUUUCUGCAGGUGUACAUAGGGUGUAUAUGUGCGCCCGACUUACGUGGCGGAUGCUGAUUGGUCCACAGGUGACGUCAUGAUUGUGUGGAGGUUUCUGAUUGGCGGAUUAUGACGUCAUUGAGAAAGAAGAACUGUGAUUGGUGGACAGACUUGACUCAGCCCGUGACGUCAUUGGCUGCUGUGUGUUGACCUGGAAAAAAAGAAAGAAAAAAGAGGAAUUAAAAACGUACUGGAACCUCAUCGAGUGGAAACAAAAAGGUCAGUGAAAAAAGAAAUAACACUGGACGCCUGAAAACUCCUAAAACGUAAAAAAAGUAGAGCUUAUAAAAACUGAUAUAGAAGAGAAAGGAAAAUGUUACACAAAAGAAUAUUACAGAACCAGGAAAAUAGAUUGACAGAUAAAACAACUGCAACAAUUCACGGAAAUCUGUUGAUGUUGGGACGCAAAGUGGAAUACAACAGUGAAAUAAGGAACAAUGUGACGAGUUAUAGGAAUAAAAACUAAAAUAAAAUAUCAGAAAACAGAAAAUUGAAUAUGGAACGAAAUAAAUAUGAGAAAAGGAGGAAUUAAAGGGAAAGUGACGGAAAGUUAAGGACGAAAUGACAAGACAGGAAAGAAGCGAUGAUGAAAAUAAUGAAGAGGAGAAAAGGAAAAAGGAGAAAAAAAGAUAAAAAAAAGGAAAAGGAAGCAGUGAUGAAAAUAAUGAAAAUAAGGAAAAAGGAAAAAGGAAACAGUGAUGAAAAUAAUGAAAGAAAGGAGAGAAAACUGAAAAGGAGGCCGAGAUGAAAAUAAUGAAAAUAAGGAAAAAAGAGAAAAGAAACUGAUGAAAACAGUGAAAAAAAGGAAAAAAAGGAAAAUGGAGGCAGCGAUGAAAAUAAUAAAAAAAAGAGAAAGCUGAAAAAAAUAGAGAAUGUAGGAAAAAUAAAAGAAUCUAAAACGAUAAAAUAAAUAAGAAGAAAAAAAACACAAGACCAGGGAAAGAAAAGAGUGAAAAGUAUAAACUAAAACGGAAGCGACAGAGUUAGAAAAAAGGAAAAGAAAAAUGAACUUAAGAGCAAAAAGUUUAGAAAGAAAUAAAAAGGGGCGGAUAUAACGACAAAAAAAGAAAUAAAAUGUGUGAGAGUGAGUGUGUGAAAGUGUGUGAGAGAGAGAGAGGAAAAAGAGAGAGAGAAAGCGUCCCUCGUUCAGAGUAUUAUUGACAAACACCACCAUCACCACCACCACCACCACCACCACCACCACAGGCACCCAAACUUUAACCACUAUCAUCACCACUACCACCACCACCACAGCCACCCAAACUUCAACCACUAUCAUCACCACUACCACCAACACCACCACAGCCACCCAAACUUUAACCACUAUCAUCACCACUACCACCAACACCACCACAGCCACCCAAACUUCAACCACCAUCACUACCACUACCACCAACACCACCACAGCCACCCAAACUUUAACCACUAUCACCACCAAUACCACCACCACCACCACAGCCACCCAAACUUUAACCACUAUCAUCACCACUACCACCAACACCACCACAGCCACCCAAACUUCAACCACCAUCAACACCACCACCACUUAUACUUCUACCACAAUCACUAUCACCACCACACACACUACCACCACUACCAUCAUCACCACCACCACUGCCACAAAAAUGAUGACUGUACACCAUUUCAUCAUCACCCACUCCAUCAUCAUCACCAUCACCACCAUCAUUGUGAGAAGACAAUCACAUUUACAACCACACAACCACAUCAUCACAACACAACACUAUAUUGGUGGUGAAGGAUGGUGAUAGUUGAAUAUAGGAGAAGGAAAAGGGAAAGUACAAGCUAAAUAACUGGAGGGAACAACAAUGAUUUAAGAAAAGGCCAACCGAGGAAGAAAAGGAAAAAAAGAGCAAGUUAAGAAAGCUAGAAUGACCAAAUGAUUUUAAACCGACGUAGGAGUAAAAAAGAAGUUAAAAAAAAAUAAUAUUACAGAGGGGAAAAAAUACGAAUUACCAAAUGAUUAACAAAAUGACAGGUCGGGGAAAUAAAAAGAAGGGAACAGAAGAUGAGUUCAUGAAUAAGAGUGGAAUUACAAAGCACUAUAAAAGAUGGUGACUGGGGAAGAAAAAAAUAGAUAAAAAAGAAUGGAAGAAAAAGUAAGAUAAAAAAUAGAAGUUGGUCAGGUCGGGAAAAGGAAUAAAAGGGGGAAAAGAAGAUGAGUUCGUGAAUAAAAGUGGAAUUACAAAGCACUAUAAAAGAGGGUGACUGGCGAAGAAAAGAAUCAGAUAAAAAGAAUAGAAGAUAAAGUAAGAUAAAAAGAGUAAAAUUUAGUUAACACACCCGGCAUCCGCCACAAAAGACCCAACGAGACAAAUUAGAACAAAAAACGAAGGUGAAUGAAAGGAGAAAUAAAUAAACCAAAAUUCUAAAUAAAAGCUAAUAAAGGAAGACUUAGCGCGGUGAUAAAAAAUUACCUGCUACUAAUAUUGAUAAUUCAAAAACAACAACGAUGAAAACAAAAACUGCAGUGAUAACUUCCACCAAUAAUAAUAAUAAUAAUAAUAAUAAUAAUAAUAAUAAUAAUAAUAAUAAUAAUAAUAAUAAUAAUAAUAAUAAUAACACUAAUAAUGAUAAUAUGUAGAAGUAACAAAAACUAACAACUAAACAAUAACUGAACUAAAUAUAACGAAAAAAAAAAAAAUCAGGGUUACAAAUUGACUUUGAAAAAAAUAAUGAAAAAAAAAUUACACUCACUCCCGACAAUUAAAAACAUAUAGCAAAAAAAAUAACUCAAUUUUCAUAACAAUAGUAGCAACAAAAUAAACAAAAAAUAACACAUCAUUACCAUAAACAAUAAAAGAAGCAAAUGAGAUAAACAAACAAAAAUAAACCAAUCACUAUAAAAACAUACAAAUAAAAUCAAUACGACAAAUAAACUAAUGUCACGUUCACAUCCCCCCCCCCACUCACCCGUCCCCCCCCCCCAGCCUCCCACCCCACCCCACCCCCCCCCCGACCGAUCUCCCACUCCCUUCUCCCUUCCUCCCCCCCCCCCAAAAAAAAAACGUUUCAUUUGCACGUCCAUCAUAAGUGCUCCCAAACUUGUUAAGAGUCAUUACCUGUGACAAUGCCGCGGCUAAAAAAAUGGCCGUGAUUAACAGAACCCAAUUUGUCACCAGGUAAUGUGGGAGAGUUUUUUUUUGUGUGUGUUUGGUUUCAUUGUGUUGUGGUGGUCAUUGGAGGAUAGGGGUGAGGGGUAGGGGGGAGAGAGAGAGAGAGAGAGAGAGAGAGAGAGAGAGAGAGAGAGAGAGAGAGAGAGAGAGAGAGAGAGAGACAGACAGACAAACAGACAAACAAAGAGAAAGGCAUACACACACACACACGAACAGAAGGACAUACACAGCCAGGCAAAAACAAAUAAAGGAAUACAAAAAGAAAGGAAAAUAAAACUAAAGCAGAAAGAAUACAACACAAAAAUAUGUAUCGUAAUUAGAGCAAAACUACGAGACAAGAAGAAAGAACAGAGGAAAAUGUGGGCGUGUGCGUGUGUGUGUGUGUGUGUGUGUGUGUGUGUGUGUGUGUGUGUGUGUGUGUGUGUGUGUGUGUGUGUGUACGCCCACUCGACCAGGUAGCAAAGAGACAUCCAGCUUCACUUUCAUCUCCUUAAUUCCUCUUAAUUAGGACGCUUCUCUCCUCGUCUCGUUAAAACAAAGGGACGACCAAGAACACGGAAAUAAGAAGGCAAAAAUAUGACGAAAAGAAGACGAUAUUUCAAGACGAACACAAGAGGAGAGGAAGGGAAAAAGAGCACGGACAAGGAAACGAGGCGGAGAGUGAUAAAGGAAAUUAGUGAUAAAAAGAAAUGCAAGAGAGAGAGAGAAAGAAGAUAUUGUCUGGAAAUAAAUACUAGAAAGAAAGGUCAUGUAAAAUGGUGAAGGGAUGCGACGUAAUUUGUGAAAUACAGGAUUAGAAAGUGUUAAAAAAGAGAAGGGCACCUGAAAUAAAGAAAGUUACACUAUAGUGGAAUUGAAAUUAUUUUAGUCGUGAGCAAUAGUGGAAUUGAAAUUAUUUGAGUCGUGAAGGAUGGAAAUGGAAGGAUUAGUAUGUCAAAAGGAGAAAGAGAUGAAAAAUACUGAUACUGAAAUACCGAAAAAAACAGCAAAAUGAAAAUAAGACGUAAAAUGUUUAGAAAAUAGCAAAAAAAAAAAGUGUAUAAGAUGUAAAAGAAAGGGAAACUCAGAUGGUAAAUCGGAAAAAUGUAAAGGAAGUUGUAAAUAAAAUAAAAAUAAAUAAAGCACAGUCUAUAUGUAAGAGUGUAAAAUGUAUAGCAAUAUAAAUAUUCAAUGACGAAAACCUGAAACAAUAAGAAAAGCUCUGAUAAAACUUACACUGAAAAAAAGGAAACUAUAUGGAGAAAGAAACAAAUGAUAAAGUUUAACGACGCAAACUGUAGCGAAGAAGAAACUAAAAGCGGCAACAGACAACAGAAAAAAUAGAUAGAAAAAAGAUAAAUCACAAAAUAUGAUUCAGGAAAUAAAAACAAAGUAUAAUACAGAAAAAAAAACAGAAAAUUUGAUACAGGAAGAAAAACACAAAAUAUGACAAAAAAAAUGAUAUGAUACAGGAAGAAAAAACAAAAUAUGACAAAAAAAAACUGAUAUGAUACAUGAAAAAAAAUAUGACAAAAAAAACAGAAAAUAAAAUAAAAGAAGAAAAGCAAAACAAAAAAAUGAUACUAGAAAAAGAAAGAAAAUAUGAUACAGGAAAAAAGAACACAAAAUACGAAAAAGAAAAAACAACAACAGCACUGACACAAACUACCAAAAAAAAAAAAGAACAACAAAACCCUAUAAGUAUCAACGUACAUAUAACCGUAUUUGUGGGUGUUUACACUUAAGGAAUUCAGUGUUCAUGUAUUUAUGUACCAUACUAUACCUAUAUACUGUGUGUGUACGUAUGUGUGUGUAUCGAUAACGUGUCUCCAUGUCUAGGCUUCAGCUGUGUGUGUGUGUGUGUGUGUGUGUGUGUGUGUGUGUGUGUGUGUGUGUGUGUGUGUGUGUGUGCGUGUGUUAGGUAUGUCUUUUUUUGUAUGUGUGGGUGAGAUUAUUAAUUAAGGAAAAUAAGGUAGAAAAAAAGGAAAAAAAAGAAGAAUGAGAGAAUGAAUGAAUAACGAAAGCAAGAAAAAAUAAGAUAAAACUAAAAAAAAAAGUAAAAGAGAAAGAAAGCAAUGAAUGAAUGAAGGAAUGAAUGACUAUACGAAAGAGAGAGGCAGAAUGAAUGAAAGAAAGUAGAAAUAAAGUUAAAAAAAAAUAGGAGCUGUAUGUGUGUGCGUGUGUGCGUGAGUGUGCCAGAGAGCGUGCGAGUGUGUGCGUGGGUGUGUGUGUGUGUCCUGCUAUCAUAAAUAUUUACUUCAUAAUAAUAAUAAGAAUACUAACAACCACUCCUGACCUACAUAACGUUUUCUACUUCACUGUAAAUAGAGUGUACAUAGAAGUCUUUGUUCCAUUGUAUAUUUUUGCAAUAAAAGAACAAUAUGCUCUCGCCUCAAAAAA
Molecule: messenger RNA, 7197 nt
Organism: Eriocheir sinensis (Chinese mitten crab)
Lineage: Eukaryota; Metazoa; Arthropoda; Malacostraca; Decapoda; Varunidae
Product: lachesin-like
Exons: 7
Coding region: 47-883 (278 amino acids)
Biological process (GO): synapse organization
Cellular component (GO): neuron projection membrane
Source: RefSeq, a predicted model, not a curated record